This is a messenger RNA of Pristis pectinata (smalltooth sawfish), 3291 nucleotides long. RefSeq names its product RPA1 related single stranded DNA binding protein (gene radx). The coding region runs from base 347 to 3076 and encodes 909 amino acids. Gene Ontology annotation, molecular function: single-stranded DNA binding. NCBI's taxonomy places the organism in Eukaryota, Metazoa, Chordata, Chondrichthyes, Rhinopristiformes, Pristidae. The record is from RefSeq and is a predicted model, not a curated record. The transcript has 17 exons. Gene Ontology annotation, biological process: regulation of DNA repair. Gene Ontology annotation, cellular component: replication fork.
GACCACAAAACACGAAUGUUCGAAUUCUGGCGUUAAAAUGCAAAACGUCAGCUGGUCAAGAGGAGGAAGUGUUUAGGACUGUAAAUUGCAGAAACAAUCCUCAUCCUAAUAUCCAGUGUUUACCUCGAGUGACAAACCCAUCCUAGUGUUGAGUUGCAGUGACAAUCCCGUCCUAGUGUUCGCUGAGUCCAGUAACAAUCCCAUCCUAAUGUUCAGUGUUUGCCAAGAGUGACAAACCAUUCCCGGUGCUGGCGGAGUUACAGUGACAAUCCCGUCCGAGUGUUCACUGUCACAAGAACAAUCCCCACGGUCAUGAUUUGAACUUGUCUGCUGUCCUAUUUAGGUGAUGUCGGCUGAUUUGUGCGUCAGUUCUUCUCCCGGUGAUAUCGUUGGUUCUGCUGCCGAUCAAGGGUGCUCCUCUGUCGUCUCAAAACUCCUUCACCAUCUUGUAUCUUCUGUCACCCCGAAGUCAGUCAGCGCCACCGAACUCCUUUCAGUUUUGGCCGUCCAUCGCUACCUGGGAGAACCUGCCAGCGAAGCCAGCUGUGGCCCUCCCUCCGGCUACCUGUACGAUGUGACUGUAUCUGACGGCAGUUGCCAGGUGAAGUGUCACCUGUCACCUGAGCUGAACCCCCUGGUGCAGCGGAACUGCUUGAGAGCCGGUCGGGGAAUCCGCGUCACCCGCUGCAGCUUGGUCUACGAUGAGAAGAGGCUGAGCCGCUGCUUCCUGCAGAUUGAGUCACUGGAGCUGGACGCCAGUGAGCACACUUCCCAGGUGGACGUCGGCACCCUCAGCGCUGCACCCCUCCGCGACCUCACUACGAACCAGAGGGGACGGGAUUUGCUGACCACUCUGCAGUCGGCAACCCCAUUGAAAGGUGGAAGGGCCCAUUAUUUACCCUUGUGGAAUAACACUGACCCCUGUGGUGCGGAAUGGAACUCCUCAAAGCAAUUGCCUGCCGCAGAGGUACCCUUUGAAGCUUGCGGACUCAUCUCUCUCGAAACCUUGUCCAGGACUUGGAGGACGAGAGUCGAGUUUCCACACCUUCUGGUCCGAGUGAUGUACAAAUCCCGGUUACGCUAUUAUGGACGCCCUGGCACCAAGGUGGACUUUCCUUAUCAGGCUUACUUGGAAGUGGCAGACCAGACUGGCAUGAUGUCAGUGGUCCUGUGGAACUCCCUGUGCCGAGAGUGGUACCAGUCCCUGCACGUUGGCACAGUUCUCCUGCUCCACCGUUACUCCAUCAAGCAGAGUUACCAGAGAAGGACCUGGGCCACGCCAUGUGACUCGCAGAUGAAGAGCUAUCGGUUCAUAGAGAUCUGCCUCAAUCCACGGGACCCUCACACUGAAAUCCAGAUUGUGCCAACGAAGCAAGUCAAAGCAGAGUGGAGGUUGCCCAACAUCAAGUAUAAUUUCAUCACGAGAGUGGAACUGGAUAACAUGCCAGAUGCUUACACGUGCGACAUUAUUGGCGUGGUGACCUUCGUGGGAAGAUGUCAAAGAGGAAGAAAGGAAGAGGGCAGUGAGGAUUUCUUCCUGUACCGUUGGGUACAUGCUGUAGAUGGCAGCACCCAGCAGCCUUUUAUCCUUGAACUUUUUGCAACUUCGCAGCCUGAAACUUUUGAACAAAUUCACCCGAUGACGUACCUGGUGUGCACACAGAUGAGAGUGGUUCGAGAAUUCAGCGUUCCCUACCUCACAACUUCCAAUGAAAGCCAGAUAUCCAUCUCAGGCCACCACAAAGGACAGCCGUACACUCAGGACCCAAAGGUGCAGGGCUUCAUUCAGUGGGUGAAAGGGCAGCGCGAGAAGGAUCUGCUGAAGAGGUCUGUCGUUGGUGGAUAUUACUCUUUCCCUCCAGCCCCAAACCUGUUCCAGGAUUACUGUAAAAAUCUGAACGCUGAGGCUGUCUUGACCUCCACAAGUGACCUGAUGAAGGUGAUUGCAAGUCUGCAUUACAGAGAGCACCGACGGAUUACGCUUCAGGCGAUCAUUGCUGCCGUCCAAUUCAUUGGACCCACAGAGUCAGCAGAGGGACGCGGAACUGACCACGUGCAGAAUACUCGAGACAGCGCAGGUCUGUCGCUGAAGGAAGGCGAUCCUUUCUCACGGUUGUCAUCGGAGCCAGAACGAGUGGGGGAGCUUCCGGACAAAGGUUUGAGACAGACGGCAAAGAGUCUUCAGACUGUGCCGACCAAAGACCAACAGAGGCACAGGUCACCAGUGCUGAAUCACUACGUAUUAAGACACAGAUAUCCUUUGAGGGAUUUACAAAAGACUAGCAGCAAAGGGCAAGCACCAAGGCCGACCAGGGAGAAGUUGCUGAAUUCACCAGGCGCACUGAAGAGGAGGAAGCAGGCGAACACAUCAAAGGUCCUGUUACUGAAGAGGAGAUCAUCUGAUCAGGAUGCUGAUGAGACUGUGAAUGACAAGGGAUUCUCACAAGGUGCAGAGGAGCCUGUGGCAGCUAACAGAGAUGAAGACAGAACUGCGGAGACGGAUUUGAACUACGUCUCUCGAUACACAUGGAGAAGCACUAUGUGGUCAGAGAUUAGAGGACAGCUGUCAGCGCACUUGCAUUUUGGUCAGCUCCUUUCCGAGAGUGUUUCACGGAAAUUUGACUAUAAACAUAGAGAAUUCCUGAUGCAGCAAUAUAACCUUCAGGCUGCUGAGUACAAGCCCGCUACAGUCACCUCCAGCAUGGACCUUCAGAGAUUUGGACCAGCGUGUAACCAUGGCUACUACAGUGUGACAAUAGUUGGGAUCAAUCACCAGGUAGCAGUUGACGUUGUGUUUCUACCAGCCCUGAAGAGCCAUGAAGGGCUCUGCACAUUGGGUCGACCGAUGGAAAGUCAUGACAACAGGCUCGCUUCCGUUUUGGCCAGUGGAUACAUCUGUGACAAAGAACCCACAGACAAUAAUCAGAAAGGACAUACAUCCGCCUCUCCAGAUCACAUUGUAAGAACAGCAGCUGAGUUGGACAACCUGCAUGUUAUCUGUGUCCUUGACCUUUGUCAUUAUGGUGGGGACAAAUCUGAAGUAAUUUUAAACAAAAUAUACAAGGUGACUGAAUAAAGCCAUCAGCAACCACAAAAUCCUGGAAUAUCCAUUUUCUGUUCAUAGACUUUGAUCCAGGUUACCUUUCCACUAACCACCCCAAUAUAAUUAUCAACAAUGAGUGCUAUGUGUUAAAUAUUUGCGGUAAUAUUUUAUUUAAUGUGAUUUUUUUUACCAGUGGGUGUGUAUGUAUUCAGACUUUAAUCUCUCAAAUAAAUCUUUGGAUUAAAUAC